AUGGCGCCCAAGGCGAUAAUAGCGCCCUCGAUCCUGUCGGCCGACUUCGCCCAGCUAGGUGCCGACUGCGCGAGGACUAUGGACCAGGGCGCCGACUGGCUUCAUAUCGAUAUCAUGGACGGCCACUUCGUACCGAAUAUCACGUUCGGCGCCCCGGUCGUGGCUAAGAUCCGGAAACACGUCGAUAAGCCUGUCGAGAACCACGGGCGCGGGACGUUCGACUGCCAUAUGAUGAUUGCCGAGCCUAAGAAAUGGGUCAAGGAGUUCCAAAAGGCAGGUUGCGAUCUAUACUGCUUCCACUACGAAGCCGCGUUCUCGAGCGCGGCCGAGAGCCCCGAGGCUAAGACGGACGAGAAGACGAAUCCGAAGGACCUGCUGCGGUAUAUACACGACUGCGGCUUGCUGGCUGGUAUUGCGUUGAAGCCGGCUACGGGCGUCGAGGUUUUGACUGAGCUGCUCGAGAGCCCGGAUCCGAAGGAGCGGCCUGAUAUGGUCCUCAUCAUGACGGUCGAGCCCGGCUUCGGCGGCCAGAAGUUCAUGGCGUCGGAGCUGCCCAAGGUGCAGGCGCUGCGCGAGAAGUACCCGGACCUGAACAUCGAGGUCGACGGCGGCCUGGGCCCCGGUACCAUCGACCAGGCGGCGGACGCGGGCGCCAAUGUCAUCGUUGCGGGGAGCGCUGUGUUUGGGGCUCGGGACCCGGCGGAGGUUAUCUCGUUGUUGAGGACGACUGUUGAUUCGAGGUCUGGGAAGUUGUGA
Daldinia childiae is the source of this 756-nucleotide messenger RNA. RefSeq names its product Ribulose-phosphate 3-epimerase. Gene Ontology annotation, molecular function: metal ion binding; D-ribulose-phosphate 3-epimerase activity. The record is from RefSeq and is a predicted model, not a curated record. The transcript is spliced from 4 exons. Gene Ontology annotation, biological process: carbohydrate metabolic process; pentose-phosphate shunt, non-oxidative branch; pentose-phosphate shunt. NCBI's taxonomy places the organism in Eukaryota, Fungi, Ascomycota, Sordariomycetes, Xylariales, Hypoxylaceae. Gene Ontology annotation, cellular component: cytosol. The coding region runs from base 1 to 756 and encodes 251 amino acids.